Mercurialis annua (annual mercury) is the source of this 1863-nucleotide messenger RNA. Its product is annotated as WAT1-related protein At3g02690, chloroplastic. The transcript is spliced from 6 exons. The record is from RefSeq and is a predicted model, not a curated record. NCBI's taxonomy places the organism in Eukaryota, Viridiplantae, Streptophyta, Magnoliopsida, Malpighiales, Euphorbiaceae. The coding region runs from base 76 to 1275 and encodes 399 amino acids. Gene Ontology annotation, cellular component: membrane; chloroplast.
CAACCUUCAACCUUCAAGCUUCAAGCUUCAAGCUUCAAGCUUGCUUACUGAAAAAAAAAACAGCAGACAAAAACCAUGAAGCUGCUCUCUCCUUCACUCAAAUUCUCUUCACUUCAUAUCCCUCCACCAAAUUAUAAUCCUAAUCCCCAUUUCAAAUACCCAUCUCGAAGGCCAAAUCCCAUUGUAAAUUGCACCACCAGCAGUCGAAAAUUAAACUUAGAAUCAAGGCCAUCUGUUCCAUCACAGCCUAAUGAACUUGACUGCGUCGGAACUGGACUCGACGUGGAGUGUGUCAUCAAUGAAAGUGGCAGCAAUGGCACUACAGUGUCCACGUCAUCAGAAUUAGAAGGAGAAGUGAAAAGUAAGGAUGUGUGGUUGGAAAUGGUGGUGGAGAAUGGAGUGUUGGUUUCGCCGUUUUUCUUUUGGGGUACGGCUAUGGUGGCAAUGAAGGAGGUUUUGCCUGUUACUGGGCCCUUCUUUGUGGCGUCUUUUCGGCUUAUUCCUGCUGGUUUGUUGUUAGUUGGUUUUGCUGCUUAUAAACAAAAGCCUUUUCCCUCUGGGUUUAAUGCUUGGUUCUCUAUCACUCUCUUCGGACUCGUUGAUGCCGCCUUUUUCCAGGGGUUUCUUGCUGAAGGGUUGCAGAGGACGUCUGCUGGUUUAGGCAGUGUCAUAAUUGACUCGCAACCUCUAACCGUGGCUGUACUUGCAGCCUUCUUAUUUGGUGAAACCAUUGGGUUCAUUGGAGCUGGAGGCCUUGUACUUGGUGUUGUAGGACUUGUACUUCUUGAGGCACCUGCUCUUUCUAUUGACCAGAGUAAUUUUUCUCUGUGGGAAAGUGGAGAAUGGUGGAUGCUUCUUGCUGCUCAGAGCAUGGCAGUAGGCACAGUCAUGGUCCGCUGGGUCUCAAAGUACUCUGAUUCUAUUAUGGCAACUGGAUGGCACAUGAUUAUUGGUGGUCUUCCUCUUGCAGUAAUCUCUGUACUCAAUCAUGAUCCCGCCUUUAGUGGCAGUCUCAGUGAACUUACAGCAAAUGAUGUAUUAGCACUGCUUUAUACCUCUAUUUUUGGAAGUGCUGUCAGUUAUGGUGUAUUCUUCUACAGUGCAACAAAAGGUAGCCUGACAAAGCUCAGUUCUCUCACCUUUUUAACCCCGAUGUUUGCUUCACUUUUCGGGUUUCUGUAUCUUGGCGAGACCUUGUCACCUUUACAAGUGGUUGGAGCUGCUGUUACUUUGAUAGGAAUAUACAUGGUUAAUUACCGCAGCAGCGUUGACUGAAGCACUUGGUCUAUAAGGGGUUGUUCGACAUAAUAGAGUAUAUUAUGUAACCGGGUUGGCUCAUGAAUCGCUAUUCUUUAGGCUCUUGAUCUCUAUACCAUCUCAUCUAAAGAACUUGUAUUUACAAUUUAGAAUAUAGUUGAUAAAACCAGAAAACACGGCUCGGAUCCACCAUCAUUGCUUGAAAGGGAGCAGAAACUUGGGAACUCUCUUCCGGCUACAUCUGAUAUGAAAUGCUCCUUGCUCUGGAACCUUAUCACCUAAAGACAAUUAUGCAUCCAUUAUCGAGGCUUUGCAAGGACAGUAAAUUUUACAUCAUCAGUCUGUCUCGGACAAGAAAAAGGUCGGAUGGUGGAUGCGAGAGCCUGCACGCAUGCAUUCGACUGCCAAACUCGGAGGUUUUCUUAAGCUGCAAGGUAAUCUCAUAGUAUUAAAGUUAGAAUUUUGUAAAUCACAUAAUGUUCUAUAUACUACAUUAGUACAUUAUUUACAAUAGUGUUUGUAAAUUUUAAAGCUUCUGCUUCUGUAAAUGGAGAGUAAUCUCUCUGGCCUUGAAAUUUUGAAGUUCUGUUGAUUGACCAAGCUAAA